Messenger RNA from Knipowitschia caucasica, 477 nucleotides. Lineage: Eukaryota; Metazoa; Chordata; Actinopteri; Gobiiformes; Gobiidae. The record is from the annotation of a GenBank genome assembly.
AUGAGAGGGAGCCGAUCGAUCGCGGUGGAACAAACGGCGAGGAGGACGGCGGGAGAGCGACGGGACGUGCACAGACUGGAGGGAAAAACACACCGUGACAAAGGACAUGUGACUGAGAUGCUGUUUACUGGAGAAAAGGCUCCAAAAUCAGUUGGUUUAGGCUGGAGCUCUCUGGCUGACCGCUACCAUUAUGUAAAUAUCCAGGCGGGAUCCAAACAGCAGCAGGUCCUGAGGCGAGCCGAUGGCACGUCCCCACAGCUGGUGUCGGCUGAUUGGGCCCUGAGAUCCGCCUCAGAGUCUCUGGGUGAUGCCAUGAUCAGGGAGAGCUACACGCGCUGGGCCUGCCCCCCUGGUGCUGUAAACCAGUCAUGCUGCCUGUCCCCACGCCUCACAGGGACAGUAUCGAUCCAAGUUCACUCAGUGGUUCUCAAACUCUUCAUUCAGCUUUUGAGGUGCCACAGCUCGCUUGCUUUCUGA